Messenger RNA from Tricharina praecox, 4347 nucleotides. Its product is annotated as P-loop containing nucleoside triphosphate hydrolase protein. The record is from RefSeq and is a predicted model, not a curated record. The coding region runs from base 93 to 4250 and encodes 1385 amino acids. The transcript has 8 exons. Gene Ontology annotation, cellular component: catalytic step 2 spliceosome. Lineage: Eukaryota; Fungi; Ascomycota; Pezizomycetes; Pezizales; Pyronemataceae. Gene Ontology annotation, molecular function: helicase activity; mRNA binding. Gene Ontology annotation, biological process: mRNA splicing, via spliceosome.
CACUGACGCCAAAUCCAUUAACCCUCGUCGCGCCUCGUUUUCCUCGAUCACGGCCAAUCCAGAACGAAAGAAUACCUACGCAAGAUAUUAUCAUGAGCAAAGCGCCUACUCGGAAUACCCUGGAUACCGACGAUGGACGACCGACAAUGCAGGAACUUCACGGCGACGGCCAUUUCGCGCAGGCUGCGCGACGUUGGUGGUUGCGGGAGAAGCCGGCAAAGUUCAAUCCGGAGGUCCUGAAGACGGAUUUCUACGAUGUACUGGAGAAGGAAAACUUCGGACUGAAGGCGCUGUUGAUUCUAGAGAACUUACAGAUUUUGGAGAAGUUUCUGUGGCCCAAUUUCUCCGAUGAAGCGUCCAAUAUACACAUCAUCUUGAUCUCGUUGAUGAUCAAUGUGAAGCGACGAGAGGGGAUGCCAAUAUGGGAACACCUCGCAUCGCCACCUGCGAACUUUUCGAUCCUGUUCCGACGAGUUCUCUCAAUGUGCAUCGACCAGACGUUGCCGCUUUCGGUCCGCAUUCACCUACUGAGCUUCGUCGUGAUCGCCUUCCAGUCACUGGAUAGCAUUUUGGUGCGGAAAGAGUGCGCGUCGCUGGUUUCCAUAGCAGUAUGGAAUCAUCUGUCUUCCGAAGAAGUGAGGAAUACACAGCUAGAAAAAUAUCCCCAGACAAGAAAGGCGUGGAGGGCGGCAGGAAAGCGCUUCGAAGCGGGGGAUGAUGCUACGAAGACACGGUUACGAUUCGAGAGAUCAUGGCUAUACCAGAUGGCGCUAGACUUUCUCACCCUGCUGUACAAGCCGCUAAACCAACAGGACGACCCAAGAGAGGUCGUGAUGUACUGCGAGCGCUUCGUUGAGCUGCUAACGGACCUUGAGUCUCAACUCCCGACAAGGCGUUACGUUAACUUCUUGCUGAAAGACCUCCACGUCUUGACUGUCAUCAAGCUCUCUCCUCUCUACGUCAAAUCGGAGGACGGUCUCCUGCGGGAUCUGCACGGCCUGUUGGAACACUUUGUCCACUUCUCGAUCGACGACAUAACUGGGCUACAGCUGUCUCGCGAGGAAGUUCGACAGCUGCACAAUGCUCAGUUGGCAAGACUGCAAAGGAUUGCGUUCAAAUAUUUCAAAGAGAAGCUCUUGAUCUUAGCGUUGGCCAACUUUGGCAACCUUGGACAGCGGGACGAGCUCGUUGGUCACCUGGCCGACCUUGCCGACGAAGAACUGAUAGAAUUGUGUAAGAAAUUGGGAUUGCGAACUUCGUAUCCUAAAUCUGUUGGAUUCUCGGUAGACCGAGAGUUUCUGACAGAGGCGAUCAUUUGUGUUCAUGAGCGUCGGCAGACCUUCCAAGAGCAGACCAAGUCUAUGACUGUGUUGCCGAACGAGAGCACUCUGUUUGAUGAAUCAUUCAUUCGCGAUAACAAUUACGACGGCUCCAGGCCAUUAGCUAUUCCCAAGUUGAACCUGCAGUAUCUCACGGUUGGAGACUUUCUGUGGAGGUCGUUUCUCUUGUAUAGACAUGAAGCAUUCUACGGCAUUCGCCAGAACAUCGAAGACUCUCUGAAGAAGUUGGCUCCCAAGAUUACGUAUCCGUCAAUGGAGACUUCUUUCCACGGCUUCUCGAAAAUGGCUCUCACAAUCACCCGUCCAUCGAUCCUAGAAGUCUUGCCCCCGAAGGUCGGAGAAGAGAAGCCGGCAGCCGUUCGUGCAGAAGUCAGCUUAGAUCUCAGCCGGCUCUCUCCGGAGGUAAGGAAGGAAUGGGAAUCUUUACGGUCAGACGACGUAGUGUUUCUCCUGGGUGUCAAAGGUACGGACGAGAGUGAUAAGAUGAUCACCAACGGCGGAUCCGAGAAAUUCAGCUUGGUCGAAAAAUACGGUAUCCGAUGUCUUAGAGCGGCAGAGGUUGUGUCUGUGCUCGACGCUCAAGGCCGCCACCUUGGAACAGGAGAGGGCAGGGUCAGAAGUUCUGGUGGACAGUGCCGUUUGCACCUCAAGCUGGAUACCGAUAUGUAUCAGAUUGAUAGUGAUCACGUGAAGUCGGGAAAGCCAGACACCUACGAAUCAGUCAAUGUUAUCAUCCGUCGGAAAGGAAGGGAAAACAACUUCAAGCCAGUUCUCGAGUCGAUCCAAGAAUUAACCCAGACGGAUGUACCGAUGCCUAUAUGGCUACAGGAAGUCUUCCUAGGCUAUGGAGAUCCCGCUGGUGCUACCAAUCUCCCCAACUGCCCCCGGAAAGUCGAUUUCCGUGACACGUUCCUUGACUGGCAGCAUCUGCUGGAGAGCUUUCCUGAUCUGACAAUACAGCCCGAAGACGACACGGUGGAGGGCUCAACUCCACCAUACGUUCUUGCCCAGAAGUCUACCACCCCCGAACCUAAGUUGACCAAGAAGCGACGUCGUGACCAGGGUGAUUCUUCACAGGCAAACAAGCCUCUCGGAGUUUCCACCUACAAGGUUCCAAACAUGGGACCGUAUCCAAUUGAUCAGCCGAAAAUGAAUAUGACCCGAUUCACACCGACACAGAUCAAGGCCAUCCAGUCUGGUACAAACCCGGGCCUGACGGUAAUCGUUGGCCCUCCUGGAACCGGAAAAACGGAUGUGGCGACUCAGAUCAUCAGUAAUAUCUACCACAACUAUCCAAACCAGCGGACGUUGCUUAUCGCGCACAGCAAUCAGGCUUUGAAUCAGCUGUUCGAGAAGAUCACUGCCCUUGAUAUCGAUGAGAGGCAUCUCCUAAGACUGGGGCACGGCGAAGAGGGGCUCAAUACAGCGUCUAGUUACAGCAAGCAAGGGAGGGUUGAAUCAUUCAUGGACAACCGGACUCGCCUCUUGGCCGAGGUUGACCGACUAGCUGCUGCUCUUGGUGCUCCGGGUGCACAUGGAGACUCCUGCGAAACUGCCGACUACUUCAAUCAGGUUUAUGUCCCUCCCGCCUGGAGCAUAUUUGAAGAGGCGUUGGCAAAUGCUGGUGAUGAAGCAACCGCCGAGAUGGUUCGCGAUGCAUACCCAUUCAGUCAUUACUUCUCCAACACGUCGUCUCCCAUGUUUCCCGAUGGCAUAUCCUUCGAUAAGGCGUUGGAGAUUGCUCAAGGCGGCUACAGACACAUCCAAAAGCUCUUCUCUGAGUUGGAAGAUAUCCGACCGUUUGAGCUCCUCCGGACUCCUCGUGAUCGCCAAAAUUACCUCCUCAAGAAAGAGGCCAGGAUAAUCGCUAUGACUUCUACUCACGCCGCAAUUAAGCGUCAAGAUAUCACCAAGCUAGGAUUCCACUACGACAAUAUAGUCAUGGAAGAAGCAGCGCAGAUCACCGAAAUCGAAACCUUCAUCCCUCUUGCGCUCCAAAAGCCGAUCAACUCUGAGUUGCCCCUUCAACGAGUAGUCCUCUGCGGUGAUCACCUCCAAAACUCGCCGAUCCUUCAGAACCUCCCGUUAAAACAAUACGCAAAUCUGGAUCAAUCACUCUUCGCGCGCCUCGUCCGACUCGGCGUCCCUCAAAUCAACCUCGACCAGCAGGGCCGUGCCCGCUCCUCAAUAGCAAACCUCUACGCCUGGCGCUACAAAAACCUCACCAACCUUUCCAUUCUCCAGCAAUCCCCCGAAUUUCAAACGGCCAACGCUGGCUUCGCCCACGAGUACCAAUUCAUCGAUGUGCCGGAUUACAAAGGCUCUGGCGAGAUCGAGCCGACAAAACACUUUGUUCAGAAUCUGGGCGAGGCAGAAUAUGCAGUCGCAAUAUACAUGUAUAUGCGACUACUCGACUACCCGGCUGACAAGAUUUCGAUCCUUACACCCUAUGUCGGGCAGCGCGCGCUUAUUCGCGAUGUCCUCGUUCGCAGGUGCAGGGACAGCCCGCUGUUUGGAAUGCCACGCAUCGUUACCACCGUCGAUAAAUACCAGGGCGAACAGAAUGACUAUGUCAUCCUCUCGUUGGUGCGUACGAAGCGCGUAGGAUACCUGAGGGAUAUCCGCCGUAUGACGGUCGCGUUUUCGAGAGCUAGGUUGGGUCUGUAUGUACUUGGCCGGAGGGAGGUGUUUGAGAGCUGCUUUGAACUACAAGAGGCGUUUAGGAGGUUGCAGGGCACCGGCGAAGGGAAGUUGGAGCUUGUCACCGGCGAAAUGUGGCCGACUGAGAGGGCGGAGGGCGAGAAGUCGGAGGCGGCGACCGCAGUUAUGGAAGGCGUCGAGCAUCUGGGCAGGUAUGUCUACGAGAUGACGGUUACGAAGAUGGAGAGUUUGAAGAAGGGGGCGCAGUAGAUGUAGGAUGGGCUUCUGUAGAUAGCAAAAUCAGGUGUUCGAUGAAAGUGUCGCGGGUCUAUGCAAUAAAGCCAGUUGUUUUUCCGAACAAGAAAAA